Molecule: messenger RNA, 2357 nt
Organism: Drosophila bipectinata
Lineage: Eukaryota; Metazoa; Arthropoda; Insecta; Diptera; Drosophilidae
Product: ribosomal L1 domain-containing protein CG13096
Cellular component (GO): nucleus
Source: RefSeq, a predicted model, not a curated record
UCGAUUUCUUCUUUCGCACGUGUAGUUCCACCAAGUAGAAAUUGAAUUUGAAAACAGAAUUUUGCUUUUACAAAACAUUUACACUCGAUUCGUUAAAGAUGGUUAAAGUGCAGAAACCGAAACCCAAGUCUCUGAGCAAGAGCAACAGUAUCGAGGGUGUGUCAAAAAAGAAGAACAACGCCGAAAAGACGAAAAAACUGCCCCCGGCAGCCGUCUUGGAAGUGCCAGAAGCCAACAACAAAAAGGGGAAGAAUGCCGCGUUGAAAAAAGCAGAUGGCGCCGUCAAGGCCAAAAAGGAACUGCCCAAGCAGAAGCCCGAAAAGAAAUCACAAAAAGGAGAGGGCAAAAGGCCUUUGAUCCUGGCACCUCCAGAAUCCCCAGCCGCUCCUCCUGCCGCAAACAAAAAGUCGAAAGCGAAGCCGGAGAAGGCAGCCAAGAAGCCUCUGAUUUUGGCACCCCCAGAGUCGCCUGUAGUCGCAAAAAAGGAAGCCAAGGCAAAGGCCGCGGCGCCAGCUCCAGCGCCAGUCAAAAAAGCAGCUGCUAAGCGCAAGGCAGAGGAUCCAGUGGCCCCAAAGUCUGCUCCAGUCCCAGAACCGGCUAAGAAGUCCCAGAAGAAGGCAGCUGUGACCGAAGCCCCAAAGAAAUCCACCAAGCCAGCUCCAGCUACCGAAGAAUCAAAGAAGACAACUAAGCCAGUAAAGAAGGCCGCCAAGCCAACUGCUGCUGUUGCUGUUGCUGAAAAUACCAAGAAGGCCAUCAAGCCAAGUGCCAAGCCAGAUGCCAAGCCGGCCAAGGAAACUGCCAAAGCCAAGACUCAAUCGGCUGCUGCGCUUCAGAAGAAGUCCAAGCCUGCUCAGAAGAUUUCAAAGCCCGACAAGGCGCCAAAAGCAAAGAAGGCCGACAAUAAAAAUAAGAACAAGCCAGGCAAGAAAGGAUCGAAGAAAUCCGCCAAAGAAAAGAAACCCCUGGAGCUCACUUUUGAACUCCAGGCGUUUGAUGAAAAGAAGUAUGACGAAAUCGUUAGCGAAACAAACGUGAAGAAGGUGUGCCAGGCCCUGAAGGAUCUAGUUGCCGAAGAGGUGGCCAAGAAGAAGGACAUUUUCUCAGACUACCGCUACAAUCUCCAAGUGGCCAGUUACAAGAUCGCCAGCUGCCCCAAACGUGUGGCGAAGCUGACCCUGAAGCACUCCCUAGUGAACGCAGACUCUGAUGUGGCCAUUAUCGUGCCCGAUCUGCAGCGUGGCGCCAAAUUCGAUUUUGAACCCACCAAACAACAUUACGAGGAUCUUCUCCGUGAGGCAGGUGUUACACAGCGUCUUACAGUCGUUCCGUUUAACCAGCUGCGCAACGAGAUGGGACCCUUCGAGGCCAAGCGCAAGUUCCUGAACACUUAUGACUACCUGCUCUGCGACGGUCGUCUAUCCGGUCAGGCCACGGCAUUUUUGGGCAAGGCCACUCAGAAGCCCCGAAAUGUUCUACACGCCGUUCGUCUUAGCAAGGACAAUGCCAAGAUAGCAGAAGAGGUGACUCGCGCACUCCACCGCACUGCCUUCCGGCAGCUGGCCAAGGGCGAUCUAACUACCAUUCCGGUGGGCAACCACGAGCACAGCGCGGAGCAGGUGGCCGAAAACAUCCUGCUGGUGAGCAAGCAACUGCAGCAGGUCCUACCAGGAGGUCUGCCCAAUAUUCGUUCGCUGUACAUAAAGAUCGACAUUGUGGGUACAUCGGCCCUUCCGUUGUACGUCAGCCUGUGUGCCCCACCAGCCGAGACUCCUUAUGUGGUCGGACCCCGGGAGCAGCGCAUGCUUAAAUUGAAGAAGCAGGCCAACGAGGUGUUGUCUCGUUUCGCAUUGACCAAGGAUGCCGAGUUCAUUAAGCUAUCAGGGGAACAGGUAAAGCGCAAGGCCGAGCUGCGUGAAAAGAAAGAGGCUCUUUUGGCCGCCGAUGCUGCGCCAAAGGACAAUGACGGCGACGACACGGCUGUGCCUACUAAAAAGGCCCGCAAGGAGGCGGCCAGCGAGAGCUCUAAGGCUGAGGCCGAGUCCGAGGAAGGCGACGCUGAGGAGGAAGACGAGGAAGAGAGUGCGGGUGAAAGUGGCGAGGAUGAGGAUGGCGAGGAUGACGACGACAUCGAGGGCGAGGAUGAUGAUGAGGAUGAUGACGAUGACGACGAUGAUGACGAGGAGGACGAAGAGGAAGAUGACGAUGAUGAUGAUGACGAGUAAUCAUGCUUGCACGCAUAUUAUUUUUCCUUUAGUCGUAGGUUUAUAAUGGAUAUAUGCAAACCCUUUAUACUGUAACUCUGUUUGCAAUUUUUACAACAGUUUUAAGUAAUAAACGAAUGUUUUAAGAAUUCA